CACACGUGACGGGAAUCAAGCACAAGAAACAAGACACCGCAAGAGAAGAACGAACACGCGCCCAUCGAACGCCAAGGCGGCCUCCAUCAUGUCCCUCUUCGGGCAGGCCACAGCUGCAACGACGCUGACAAGCGCCAAUAACGAGCUCAAGAACGAUUUUGAAGUCUCACAGCCCCCCGAGGAUUCAAUCUCCUCCCUCACCUUUUCACCCGUCGCCGAACUGCUUGCUGUGUCCUCGUGGGACAAGAAGGUUCGCAUCUACGAAGUCGCGCAGAAUGGCACAACACAGGGAAAGGCCCUCUAUGAUCACGAGGGGCCCGCGUUGUGCACAUCCUGGUCCAAAGAUGGUACAAAAGUUGCAUCUGGCGGCGCCGACAAGGCAGGCCGGCUAUUUGAUCUUGGCUCUGGCUCCUCCUCACAAGUGGCAGUACACGAUCAGACGAUCAGAUGCUGUGAGUUCAUCGAGGUGAAUGGCCAACAAAUCUUGGCAACGGGGUCAUGGGACAAGACGGUCAAGUACUGGGACUUGCGACAACAGCAGGCGGUUGCUACUCUUCAGCUUCCCGAAAGAUGUUACAGCAUGUCAGUCAAGGACUCUCUCAUGGUGGUUGCGACGGCUGAACGCCAUAUUUGCGUCGUGAAUCUUUCAAAUCCUGCAGCCAUCUUCAAGUCCACUGUCUCGCCACUCAAAUUCCAAACACGCGUCGUCAGCUGCUUCGUCAAGGGCAAUGGAUACGCCGUUGGCUCAGUCGAAGGCCGAUGCGCUAUCCAAUAUGUCGACGAGAAGGACUCGAGCCUCAACUUUUCAUUCAAAUGUCAUCGCGUCACAGAAGGCUUGUCCGCCAAUGCAAGCAAUGUCUUUUCCGUCAACGCCAUUUCCUUUCACCCACGACAUGGUACCUUUUCUACUGCUGGCUCAGACGGUACCUUCCACUUUUGGGACAAAGAUUCGAAGCACCGCCUCAAGGGCUAUGCAUCUGUUGGCGGUACCAUUCCCUGCACUGCCUUUUCGCGCACCGGCGACAUCUUUGCGUAUGCGGUCAGCUAUGACUGGAGUAAAGGACACAGCGGCAACACACAGCAGUAUCCGAAUAAGAUUAUGCUGCAUCCCGUCGGGCCAGAGGAGCUCAAGCCAAAGGCGAAGAAGACCACUGGCAGAUAAGUCCACCGGACACCGCGUAUCCGAUAUUAUGCUCAUGUCACUAAGGCAGCCUCCUGUAGCUCCUGUAGCGAUACAACGUUAUGUCCUCAAGCGGCUUUUCAGCUGCUUCCCGCACGUUUCUACGACAUUGAAAAUCCAGACUCUGAACUUCGAGUCAGAAGUAGUCUAACAGA
Molecule: messenger RNA, 1335 nt
Organism: Protomyces lactucae-debilis
Lineage: Eukaryota; Fungi; Ascomycota; Taphrinomycetes; Taphrinales; Protomycetaceae
Product: WD40-repeat-containing domain protein
Exons: 1
Coding region: 89-1162 (357 amino acids)
Biological process (GO): RNA export from nucleus; transcription-dependent tethering of RNA polymerase II gene DNA at nuclear periphery
Cellular component (GO): nuclear pore
Molecular function (GO): ubiquitin binding; RNA binding
Source: RefSeq, a predicted model, not a curated record